Molecule: messenger RNA, 732 nt
Organism: Alternaria atra
Lineage: Eukaryota; Fungi; Ascomycota; Dothideomycetes; Pleosporales; Pleosporaceae
Exons: 3
Coding region: 1-732 (243 amino acids)
Source: RefSeq, a predicted model, not a curated record
AUGUCGUCGUCAAAAGUUGUUUUGUACGAUCUUCCCAGCCAACAAGGCACUGCGUGGUCAUUGAACCCGUGGAAAACUCGUAUGGUCUUGAACUACAAGAAGAUCGACUACACGACCGAAUGGGUAGAAUACCCUGACCUAGCCCCAAAGUUCAAAGCGCUUGGUAUCCCGCCCAACCCAAAGGACGCACCUGGCUAUUUCGCCGAUUACACCAGUCCCGCCAUCAAACAUGCGAAUGGUACCUACCAAAUGGACUCAUGGCCCAUUGCUUUCGAGCUCGAGAAGCAGCACCCAAGUCCUUCUCUACACCUCGACGACCCGAUCGUUGAGAAGAUUAGAGACCACCUUCCCAAGUUGAUGGGUCCACUCAGGCUAUUACUUAUCCCUCAGGUGCCAGUAGUGCUGUUGAACAAGCCUAGUGCAGACUACUUCUUCGAGACGAGGGAGAAGAUGUUCGGGAAGCCGCUGGACCAAGUAGAGAAAGAUGCUAACGCGGAGGAAUGCUGGGAGCAGGCCAAAGCGCCGGCGAAGGAGGCAGGAGAUCUGCUGAGGAAGAAUGGCGGCCCUUAUUUCCUGGGUCAGACUGUCUCCUAUGCUGACUUCAUCUUCGUGUCGAUGUUACAUUUUGUCAAGUGCAUAAGCGAAGAUCUGUUCAAGAAACUCCUAGCACUGGACGAUGCCUUCCCGAAGGUAUACGAGGCAAGCAAACAGUGGUUGGAGAAAGAAGAUUAG